AUGACUCAAAAGCAACAAACCGAACUCGUCAAGGCGUUCCUGGACGGCCAGAAAACGCUAGCGUCGUACGGGUUUUCAACCGCAAUGACUGGCCUCGAUGUGGACAUUUGUAGAAGUUGUGAGUGUCGGAAAGGCUAGCCGAAAAAUCGGACAAUAUCCGCAUUUGCAGACGCGUUCGAUUCUGUCAAGCAUUGUGCGUCGUUCAAGAGUGGUACGUCGAUUUUCGAUUCGACGUUGUGCCCAUCUUGUCUCAUUUUUCAGAAAAAGUCUGCAAAGAGACGCACAAAUCGUGCUGUGCCGAGCGGAAAAUCUGCGCAAAGCCCGCGUUGUACUGGCUGUCCGUUUAUUCGGCCGCCGGCUGUCUCGCUCUCCUCCUCCUCCUCGUUUUGCUAUUGGUGAUUCGCAAAAAGUGUCUGGGGAAGAAGAGCGCGGUGCCACGUGGCAGUGCGACUACUGGAACGAGCGCCACGAGCGGAACGAGCGGAACGACUGGCACCGAAACGCGCGACACGAAGAGGGCCAGGGACUACUAUUUUGGACAGAAGUGA
Molecule: messenger RNA, 548 nt
Organism: Caenorhabditis sp. 36 PRJEB53466
Lineage: Eukaryota; Metazoa; Nematoda; Chromadorea; Rhabditida; Rhabditidae
Source: the annotation of a GenBank genome assembly